Messenger RNA from Malania oleifera, 872 nucleotides. RefSeq lists its product as uncharacterized. Bases 243 to 656 code for a protein of 137 amino acids. The record is from RefSeq and is a predicted model, not a curated record. NCBI's taxonomy places the organism in Eukaryota, Viridiplantae, Streptophyta, Magnoliopsida, Santalales, Ximeniaceae. The transcript has a single exon.
GUGGCAGUAACGUGAUUAUAGCACUUGAAGUCACGGCAUUAGCGGCGGAAAGCGGCUCGUCACGAGGCGUUUCGCCGACAAAAAGAAAUCACGCGUUCGCUGUACCAGCCCGCGGAAAGAAACACAGUCCCACACAGAAUCACGCUGCCCACGUACCCUAAAUUCUCGAAAAUUUGGGAGAGAUUCAUCUUCUUCCAAAAGAUAUCUAGUAGAGCGAGUGAGAGAGAGAUUUCCGACCGAAAAUGUUGCUCCCCCCGAGAUCCGGCAUCGUCCUGACCGUCUACUUGCCACUAAUCGCAGUGCUCGCCAUCGGACAAUCGCAAGCGAGGGAGAUCCGGCCAUCGGAGCACGGCCUUACAUACCAGAACGAGCCGUCGACCGGCCACGAGUCGCCGGAGAUGGCGUCAUUCUUCGGCGGCAACUUCUCCGCCUCGCCGUCGUCGAGCGUACCGUUGCCGGUGGCGAAGAACAUGAGCGAUCCGGCCUGGUGGGGAGGCGCCGCCGGCAACCGGGCAGGAGAGGGUCGCGAUCACGCGAGGAACGUGCUGGUGGUGGCCGGAUUGGUGUGUGGGAUCACAGGUGUCGUAUUACUAUUUGUUGCUACUCUUCUUUUCAUUUUUCAGCUGAGAAAGCAAAAAUCAUCCGCCGCUAAGUAGAGCUAAAACUAGAAGUGAGGUCUGAUCAUCGGCGCUGAGAAUUUGUGCCUCAUUGUGUGUAAAUAUUAAUUUGGUAGGUUUAUUUAAUUGAAAAAGUUUACCCAGAAAAUCAGAAAAUAUGUCAUCGCUCGCACAUUUUCUCAGUUCCACAUUCUAAUCUACAUAUUCUGAUCAUCAUUUACUUAUUCAAAAUUCUAGUGAUUCUUUAUCAAACAA